Messenger RNA from Acanthaster planci (crown-of-thorns starfish), 2369 nucleotides. RefSeq names its product kinesin family member 22 (gene kif22). Gene Ontology annotation, biological process: mitotic spindle organization; spindle elongation; microtubule-based movement. Gene Ontology annotation, molecular function: microtubule motor activity; ATP binding; microtubule binding. Gene Ontology annotation, cellular component: microtubule associated complex. The record is from RefSeq and is a predicted model, not a curated record. Lineage: Eukaryota; Metazoa; Echinodermata; Asteroidea; Valvatida; Acanthasteridae.
CUGAUUGGUUGAAUUCAGGAAAGCAAGUCAAGAAGUGGUAAAUUUGACUGCCCAAGUUAAAAGCGGCGUGUAGUUUUUCCGGCAUAAAUCUGCAAAAACGGUAUGUCUGACAGUACAAGUGUCAGUGGUACACCCACUCGAAUGAAAGUGGCGGUUCGCCUGCGCCCAGUUCUCAAACAAGAUGACAAAGAUAAAGAGCCUUGUGUCCGAGGCCUGGAUGCGACGUCUCUGGAGAUCUGGAAUUGGCGCGACACCAAACAGACAAUCAAGUACAACUUUGAUGUCUUCUUUGAUGCCACGUCCAGGCAGCAAGACAUCCAUGAAAAAUGCGUCAAGCCCCUGAUGGCCAAAGCGCUGAGAGGGCAGAAUGCGAGUAUUUUCGCUUACGGACCGACCGGAGCCGGUAAAACUCACACAAUGCUGGGAACUGUUGAGCGACCGGGGAUCAUUCCAAGGGCGGUAAAUGAUAUCUUCCGCCUGAUCAACAAGCAGAAAUUGAAUGCAGGCGACGCCCAGUGGAUGUACAGUCUUAGCUUCUCCUACCUGGAAAUCUACCAGGAAAAGGUGUACGACCUUCUGGAGGUCAAAGGUCAGGAUCUACCAAUCAGGGAGGAUCGGGAUCGCACCAUCUUCAUUCCCAACCUUGCUGAGAGGGUGAUCACUUCUCUGGAAGAGUUCCACGACUUGUUUGUGCCUGCCAGCAAGAACAGAACUACGGCAGCCACAAAAUUGAACAGCCGAUCAAGCAGAAGCCAUUCCAUUCUCUUGCUCAAGGUGGUGAAAAAACAGGAGGCUCCUCCGUAUAAGAAACAAAUUGGCAAGGUGUACCUGAUUGACUUGGCCGGCAGUGAAAACAACAAGCGAACUGGUAACCGGGGCAUCAGACUGAAGGAAAGUGGAGCUAUCAACACGUCUUUGUUUGUACUGGGUCAGGUGGUAGAUGCACUCAAUCAAGGACUGGGUCGUGUACCCUACAGGGACAGUAAACUGACCCGCCUUCUCCAGGACUCUCUUGGUGGCAGUGCGCAUGCCUGCAUGAUUACCAACAUCGCACCCGAGGAGUCCAACUACAUGGAGACCUACACAGCGCUCAACUUUGCCUCCAAGUCCAGGCAUAUCGUCAACAAGCCCUUCACCAAUGAAAUUACAGAGAGGCCCACAGCCCAACGGCCAGCCAAGCGAUCUAGCAGUGGUGAGGAGAGGCAUCAAGCAGCAUCAAGUCCCCCACGCAAGAAAGCCAAGAGAGAUUCCAAUGAACAGAAAGUGACAAACAGACCAGAGUCUGCUGAAGGAAGUACCAAACAGCAGGAAAAUGCACCAUUCCUGAGCCCAUUGUUAAGACGGCAAGCCAACUUUGAGGAGAGCAUGAAGAGCAGACUGCAAGCGCUGGAGAAUAACAUCAUGACACGCCUCAAUCCCCCAGCCAAUCAGGGCCAAGCACAUCAGUCACAUGAUCUCCAGAACCGCCAGAUAUUGGAACAACUGAAGGAGAGUAGCAAACAGCUGUCACAGUUACAGAAACAGAACAGCAAGUUCCACCAGGUCCUAGCAAACAGCAGAAUGAAGGACCAAGACCAUCUACCUCAGCGGAAGAUUUCUUCAGAUCCAAGCACCAAGAAGACUUCAUCGGGAGUAGCAGGCAGUAGUCUUGGUCAGCCAGCCACAUUGCCCAAAGCAGUAGUUAAGCCUUUGACAAUGUCCACACAACAUAAUUUUGCCCCACAACCCACAACCAAGUCCAACUUGCUGAAGAGACGCGCCCCAGAUGUGCAGUUUAUGAAGAUCAAGACGUGUGACGACCCUAAAGGGAAGAGUUUGAAGGAGAACGCUCACCAGCUUCAGCCCAACCCAGAGCUACAAGCCAAACACACUGCCGAGAUCAUUCACCUGUUGAACACGGGCUCUGUCAAGCAGCUGAAAUCCCUGCAGAGCGUCGGGGAGAAGAGAGCUCAGCUCAUCCGCAGCUGGCGACAGAUGUUUGGGGAAUUCACAACUAUCAGUGAUCUAAAGAAAGUGAACGGCCUUCCUUCCAAGACAGUGGAUGCCAUUAUCAGGAAUAACCUCCUCUGCCAGGGAAUUGCCAAGGGCUGACCCAAACAUACCACAGGAGGGCCAGGGCUUGUUUGAAUCCGGGCAAAACUUUGACGAACUGUGACGGUGAUUCUGCAUUUCAUGGACAAUUAAAAUAGAUCAAGUUUCUCUUUUACAACCUUCUCUCCAACUCAAACUGUUGAACUUUUUCAUGUCCAUUGUGGCUCAGGAAAAAAUUGGACUAUAACUUUUGCCUUUUAUACUUAAACAUUUAAUUUCAAUUAACUUUUCUACAUAAAUAGUGGUACAAAGAAUACUUUUUCAUUUUCAGAAUUAGU